ACAAUGAAAACAGUGCUAUUCCAAUAAACCAGAAUGAACCUCAUGGAUAUUGCCAAGAUCUUCUCUCUUCUGCAGCCUGAAAAGGAGGAGGAGGAUACUGACACCAGAGAGAAGCAGGCUCUCAAUCAAGCUGUAUAUGAAAAUGACUCCUGUACCCUGGACCACCUUCUACACCAGGAACGCUAUAAACGGUUCAUCAACAGCAGGAGUGGCUGGGGAAUACCUGGAACACCCUUGCGUCUGGCAGCUUCUUAUGGUCACUUGAACUGCGUGAAGGUUCUCCUGGAACAUGGUGCUGAUGUUGAUAGCUUGGAUGUCAAAGCACAAACACCACUUUUUACUGCAGUUAGUCAUGGUCAUCUGGAAUGUGUGCGUAUGCUUCUAGAAGCCGGUGCCUGUCCUAGUGGUAGCAUCUACAACAAUUGCUCUCCUGUUCUCACUGCUUCACGUGAUGGUGCUGUUGCUAUCUUACAGGAGCUCCUAGGGCAUGGCGCAGAGGCCAAUGUCAAAGCUAAACUACCUGUCUGGGCUUCAAACAUAGCUUCAUGCUCUGGCCCCCUCUAUUUGGCUGCAGUCUAUGGGCACCUUGACUGUUUCCGCCUGCUUUUGCUCUAUGGGGCAGAUCCUGAUUACAACUGCAUUGACCAGAGCCUCUUAGGUCGUGUUCCACAACCCCGCACACUUCUUGAAAUAUGCCUUCAUCAUAAUUGUGAGCCAGAGUACAUCCAGCUUUUAAUAGAUUUUGGAGCUAACAUCUACCUUCCAUCUCUCCCCUUGGAACCCUCACAAGAUGAUAAAGGCAUCAAAUUGCUGCUACAAGCCCGAGCCACUCCGAGGGCACUCCUGUCUCAGGCUCGUUUAGUUAUCCGCAGAUCCCUAUUCCAGGCCAAGCAGCUGCAAGCCAUUGACAAGCUGGAUAUCCCCCCUGUGUUGAUUAGCUACCUCAGACAUCAAUGAUAAGUUUUCAACCUUCCAAGGAACCCAUGAUACCUCCCAAAGAUACCUGGUAAACCAGGGAGCUUGAGUAUAAUACAACUCAUGACUACUCUGAUGUAUUAUCCUCCACAAU
This is a messenger RNA of Phodopus roborovskii (desert hamster), 1069 nucleotides long. It is a transcript of the gene Asb12, whose product is annotated as ankyrin repeat and SOCS box containing 12. The transcript has 2 exons. Gene Ontology annotation, molecular function: protein binding. Gene Ontology annotation, biological process: protein ubiquitination. Bases 34 to 957 code for a protein of 307 amino acids. The record is from RefSeq and is a predicted model, not a curated record. Gene Ontology annotation, cellular component: ubiquitin ligase complex. Lineage: Eukaryota; Metazoa; Chordata; Mammalia; Rodentia; Cricetidae.